Messenger RNA from Helianthus annuus (common sunflower), 5118 nucleotides. The record is from the annotation of a RefSeq genome assembly. NCBI's taxonomy places the organism in Eukaryota, Viridiplantae, Streptophyta, Magnoliopsida, Asterales, Asteraceae.
AUGAUUUUGAAAUCUUUUCUACUAGGUAAUCUAGUAUCCUUAUGCAUGAAGAUAAUCAAUUCGGUCGUUGUGGUCGGACUCUAUUAUGGAUUUCUGACCACAUUCUCCAUAGGACCCUCCUAUCUCUUCCUUCUCCGAGCUCACGUUAUGGAAGAAGGAGAAGAAGGAGCCGAGAAGAAGGUAUCAGCAACAACUGGUUUUAUUACGGGACAGCUCAUAAUGUUCAUAUCGAUCUAUUAUGCGCCUCUGCAUCUAGCACUGGGUAGACCUCAUACAAUAACUGUCCUAGCUCUACCGUAUCUUUUGUUUCAUUUCUUCUGCAAUAGUAAGAAAAACUUCUUGGAUUAUGGAUCUACUACCAGAAAUUCAAUGCGUAAUCUCAGCAUUCAAUGUGUAUUCCUGAAUAAUCUCAUUUUUCAAUUAUUGAAUCAUUUCAUUUUACCAAGUUCAAUGUUAGCGAGAUUAGUCAACAUUUUUAUGUUUCGAUGCAACAGCAAGAUGCUAUUUGUAACAAGUAGUUUUGUUGGUUGGAUAAUUGGUCACAUUUUAUUCAUGAAAUGGGUUGGAUUGCUAUUAGUUUGGAUACGGCAAAAUCGAUCUAUUCGGAAGUACAUUCAAGCUAAUAAAUACCUUGUGUUAGAAUUGAAAAAUUCUAUGUCUAUGGCUGGUAUCUUUAGUAUUUUCUUAUUAGUUACCUGUGUCCACUAUUUAGGCAGAAUACCGUCACCCAUUUUUAGUACUAAACUGAACAUGCUCGAGAAAAUGGAAGAAGAAGAAGAAUUUGAUAACAAUGAAGAAGAAGAAUUUGAUAACAAUGAAGAAGAAGAAUUUGAUAACAAUAAAACGGUUGAUUAUAUGUAUGGGAAUCAAGAAAAUUUGAAGUUCAAAAUACUUGAAAAAAAGCAAAAAGAUGAAGAAAAGAACUUUUUUUUAUUUGAAAAACCUAUUCUGACCUUUUUUUUCGAUUAUAACCGAUGGAAUCGUCCAUUACGAUACAUAAGAAAGAUAAAUAAAAAAUUGAAAGGCUCUGUAAGAAAAGAAGCCUCACAAUAUUUUUUUUAUACAUGCCAAAGUGAUGGAAAACAAAGAAUAUCUUUUACAUAUCCUCCGAGUUUGUCAACUUUUGGAGAAAUGAUAGCAAGAAGGAUAUCGUUGUCUACAUUAGAAAAAAUCUCCCCUGAUGAACUAUACACCGAGUGGGUUUUUACCAAUAAAGAGAAAAAGAACAACUUAAAUAAUGAAUUUAUAAAUAGAAUUGAAGCCUUAGAGACAGUAUUUCUUUCUCUAAAUAUACUUGAAGCAAAGACUAGAUUGUCUAAUGCUGAGACUAAAAACAAAAACAAUUGCUUAGUUAAAAUGUAUGAUCCCUUUUUGAAUGGGAUGUAUCGCGGAAGAAUGAAGAAAUUGUUUUCUUCUUCAAUCAUAAAUGAAACUUCGAUAGAAAAUUGCACAGAAACAGCUGAACUAAAUAAAAUUCAUGAUAUCCUUCUUCCCUAUCCUAAUUCUCCAGAAAAUGAACAGAAAAUCGAAAGAUCAGAAAAAAAAAAACGAAAAAUUGAUUCAAAUAAUGGGUUAAAGUUUUCAUUGAACGAAAUUCUAACUAACCCUAAACGUGAAAAAAAAUAUAUUGGAAUAAACGAAAUAGGUAAAAAACCCCCUCGAUGGUCAUACAAAUUAAUCAACGAGUUGGAACAAUAUUUUAAAAAACGACGAAAAGAACAAGGCAUAAUGCAAGGACUGGAUCACCAGCUUCGAACAAGAAAAUUUAAACAUAUAGCUUUUUUAACGCGUUCCGAACGAAGUUUUAAGAAGUCUCAUUUCAAGAAUUAUAAUCUUUAUAGAAAAUUUAAUAGAGAUUCGGGUUUUAUAAGUUAUUUGGAAGAACCGGAUUUUCGUCGAGCCGUAAUCAAAGAUUCUAUGCGUGUUCAAAGGCGUAAAAUGGUUAUUUGGGGACCGUCUCAAGGAAAUCCCCAUUCCCCCCUUUUUUUGGAAAAAAUGGAAGAUUUUCCUUUUCCUAUAUCCGACCUAAUGAAACUUUUUUUUAAUAUUAGAGAUUGGUUAGGUAAAAAGUCAGAAUUCGAAAUUUUAGAUCAACAAUUCCAAAUAAAAAAAAAUAACCAGGAGGACGUAAUAGAAUUCUGGGAGAACAUUCCAUAUGCACAAAAAUCAAGAAGUGUUUUGUUACUAGCUCAAUCAAUUUUUAGAAGAUAUAUUAAAUUACCCUUAUUGAUAAUAGCUAAGAAUAUUGGUCGUAUUUUAUUACGACAAUCUCCGGAAUGGUACGAGGAUUUUCAAGAUUGGAAUAGAGAAAUUUAUCUAAAGUGCAACUAUAACGGUCUUCAAUUCUCCAAAACGGAAUUUCCUAAAAAUUGGUUAAUCGAAGGUUUUCAGAUAAAAAUCCUAUAUCCUUUUCAUUUGAAACCUUGGCACAGAUCUAAGCUACGACUCUCUGAUAGAGAUCGAAAGCAACAAGAUGAUUUUGAUUCUUGUUUUUUAACAGUUUUGGGAAUGGAAACGGAAUAUCCUUUUGGUCCUCCGCGAAAAACACCUUCCUUUUUUGAACCCAUUUUUAAAGAUAUAGACUAUAAAGUCGAAAUCAGAAAAUUCAAUUUUAGAAUUCGAAGAGCUUUAAAAAAAAUAAAAAAAAAAGAAGCAAAAGUCUUUUUCUUUGUAAAACAAAUACUAAAAGAACUUUUAAAAGGAAAGAAAAUUCCAUUAUUUAUAACGAGAGAAAUAUAUGAAUCAAAUGAAACUGAAAGAGAAAAGGAUUCUAUAAUCAGCAAUAAGAUAAUUCAUGAAUCACUUAGUCAAAAUCGACCUAAAGGUUUGACAAAUUAUUCACAGACAGAAGAAGAAAUGAAACAUAGAAUUGAUAGAAGAAACACAAUCAGAAAUCAAAUAGAAAUAAUGAAAAAAAAUAAAAAAACAGUAACGCUGAAAAAAAAAAUAAAUAAAAAGAAUAAUGGAGAAGCACUCCCAACAAUUUGGAAAAUAUUAAAAAGAAAUAAUAUUGAAUUAAUAGUUAAAAUUUUCAUUGAAAAAAUAUACAUAGAUAUCUUUCUAUGUAUCAUUAAUAUGCGCAGAAUCGCUCUACAACUUUUUAUGGAAUCAACAAAAAAAAUUAUUGAGAAAUACAUUGACAAUAACGAAACAAAUAAAGAAAAGAUUAAUAAAACAAAACAAAAUCAAAUUGACUUUAUUUCGACUAGGACUAUAAAAAAGGCUUUUGAUAAUCUUAGAAAUAGUAAGCGGAAGUCAAAUAUUUUUUUUGAGUUAUCUUACUUGUCACAAAAAUAUGUAUUUUUAAAAUUAUCACAAACCCAGGUUAUUCACUUCAAUAAGUUAAGAUCUAUUCUUCAGUACAAUGGACCGUCUUUUUUUCUUAAGAAUGAAAUAAAGGAUUUUUUUGGAAGACAAGGAAUCUUUGAUUACGAAGUAAGACAUAAGAAACUUCCAAAUUCUGGAAUGAAUCCAUGGAAAAACUGGUUAAGAGGUCAUUAUCAAUACGAUUUAUCUCAGAUUACAUGGUCUAGAUUAGUCCCACAAAAAUGGCGAAAUGGAAAAAAUCAAUGCCAGCCGUCUCAAAAUAAGGAUCUAAAUAAAUGGUAUUCCUAUGAAAAAGACCAAUUAUUUGAUUACAAAAAAAAACAAAAUUUGAAAGUCUAUUUAUUAUCAAAUAAAGAAGAGAAUUUUCAAAAAAACUAUAGAUAUGAUCGUUUAUCAUAUAAAUAUAUUCAUUCUGAAACUAAUAAGAAGUCCUAUAUUUAUAGAUCAUCAUUAGAACCAAAUAAGAAGCAAGAAAAUUCCACCAGAAAUAAAGAAAAAACUGUUAACAUACUCAAAAAUAUUCCUAUCAAGAAUUAUCUAGGAAAAAGUGAUAUUAUAUAUAUGGAAAAAAAUACAGAUAGAAAAUAUUUGGGUUGGAAAUUGAAUACAAAUAUUCAGGUUGAAUCUAAUAAGGACCAAAUCCAAAUAAGGGAUAAAAUUCCGAAUAAUGGUCUUUUUUAUCUUCCGAUUUAUUCAAAUUCCGAAAUCAAUUACAAAAGGGUCUUUUUUGAUUGGAUGGGAAUGCCUUUUGAUUGGAUGGGAAUGAAUGAAAAAUUCUUAAUCUUAAAUCGCCCCAUAUCAAAUCCGAAAUUUUUUUUAUUUCCAGAGUUUUUGAUACUUUAUCAUAAAUAUAAAGAGAAACCUUGGUUUAUUCCAAGCAACUUACUUCUUUUUAAUUUGAAUAUCAAUCCAAAUUUUAGUGAAAAUCAAAAUAUCAAGGGAAAGCACGAAGAGGAUGAGGAUUUUUUCAAUUUUAGUCCAUCCAAUUCAAAACAAUAUUUUGAAUUAAAGAAUCAAAACAAUAUUGAAGAAUCCCUUUUAGAAUCGAUCGAAAAACUACAAAUAUUAAUCAAAGGAGAUUUUCCUUUGCAAUUAAGAUGGACUGGACGUUUGAAUCAAUUGAAUCAAAAAAUGAUGAAUAAUAUCCAGAUAUAUGGUCUCCUGGUUAGCCUAAUAAAUGUAAGAAAAAUUUCUAUAUCCUAUAUUCAAAGGAAAGAAAUGAAUUUGGAUAUAAUGAGGAGACGUUUAAAUCUUACACAAUUAACAAAAAAGGGAAUAUUAAUUAUGGAACCCGCCCGUCUAUCUGUAAAAAAUGACGGACAGUUUUUUAUGUAUCAAAUCAUAGGUAUUUCGUUGGUUCAUAAAAGUAAGCACCAAAGUAAUCAAAGAUACCGAAACCCCCAAAAUGUUGCUAAGAAUCAUUUUGAUGAAUCCAUUCCAAGACAUAAAACUCUAAAUAGAGACAAAAAGAAUUCUGAUUUGCUUGUUCCUGAAAAAAUUUUAUCGUCUAGACGUCGUAGAGAAUUGAGAAUUCUAAUUUCCUUCAAUUUAAAGAAUCAAAAUAAUGUGCAUAGAAAGAAAUUCUUUUGCAAGGAGAACAAGAUAAAAAACUGGAGUCAAUUUUUGGAUGAAAGUGAAAAUUUUGACAGAAAAAAAAAUGAAUUAAUAAAAUUAAAGUUCUUUUUUUGGCCUAAUUAUCGAUUAGAGGAUUUAGCUUGUAUGAAUCGCUAUUGGUUUGACACCAAUAAUGGGAGCCGCUUUAGUAUGUUAAGGAUAUAUAUGUAUCCCUAA